Messenger RNA from Lingula anatina, 1192 nucleotides. Its product is annotated as pleckstrin homology domain-containing family A member 8. The record is from RefSeq and is a predicted model, not a curated record. Gene Ontology annotation, molecular function: ceramide 1-phosphate binding; ceramide 1-phosphate transfer activity. Gene Ontology annotation, biological process: intermembrane lipid transfer; retrograde transport, endosome to Golgi; endosome organization. NCBI's taxonomy places the organism in Eukaryota, Metazoa, Brachiopoda, Lingulata, Lingulida, Lingulidae. Gene Ontology annotation, cellular component: early endosome; membrane; cytosol.
CAGGACAUCAAACUAGCAGCAAAUGGUGGUAUACCAGUGCAAACAUUCCUACAGUCUUGCAAAGCCGUGGUUUCCAUAUUCGAUAAACUUAGUUCCACAGCAUUUGCACCAGUAAAGAUGGACAUAAGUGGUAAUAUACGUAAAAUAAAUGAGAAAUAUAAAACAAACCCUUCAGCAUUCAGCACUCUCCAAGCUAUAGUUCUAUAUGAGAAAAGUGUGGGACAAAGCCAGCUUUCAAAUUCUGCUACACAAGCACUUCUGUGGCUAAAAAGGGCUCUUCAUUUUAUCAAGGAGUUUCUCGGAGAACUUGUCUCUGGAGAACAAGACCUUACCAAGGCAGCAACCAAAGCAUAUGAACGUAGCCUCAAACCCUAUCAUGGCUGGGUGGUGAGAGGUGUUUUCUCUCUUGCGGCCAAAGCGGCUCCUUACAGAGAGGAAUUCCUCAAGCACUUGGCUGCCUCCCGUAUGGACCAAGAGAAUCCAGACUUUGAGACUUUGAUCAUACAGGACAUGGAUGAAUGCAGUUCAGCACUGGAGGUACUUAUCAGUAUACUCAGUGAUUUCUACAUAAGUGAAGACUUGGACAGCCAAGAGCAGGUGUGAGGGCUUCUUCAGCACAUGAGGUACACCAAAGGUACCAUGGAACAGAGCUCUCACAUAAGAGAAUUCUCAUUGAAGAUGGAUUACAUUUUGUCCGACUCAACAGGACUGAAUACAAUAUAUAAAUCAUUAGGUAGCAUCAGGACUCCACCCCGCCCCUGUCUCAUUCAACUUGUGAUAGCAGUGAAGUUUGCUAAGAAAUGUCAUCAAUUAUAUGUGUAUAUGAAAUGUGAAAUAUUACACAAGGAAGAUUUUGAAUAUUUGGAAAGUAUGGAGAUAAUUUUUUUUUAUCACCCAGCUCCAUCUCAUCUAACACAGAGAAAAUAAUUGCAAAACCCUACAUUUCAUACUUAAAAUGUACAUUUGUAAGAAAUAUUACCUUUCAGAUUGUUUAUAAAAAUAGUCUGUCUUCAAUCCAGACCAUUUCAUUUCAGUUUUUCAUAUAUGUUUCACAUAUUCAGGUUAUUUAUGUUUCAAUGUUUCCCAAAGUCAAAAAUGGAUGUUAUCAAAGAUUUUGUAGAAUUUUAUCUAAGUUAUGUUUCAUAAGGUCUUGCUUUUAUGGCCUUUAAACAUAACCCUUUGAGAAAAAUAA